This is a messenger RNA of Xenopus tropicalis (tropical clawed frog), 4075 nucleotides long. It is a transcript of the gene stox2, whose product is annotated as storkhead box 2. Lineage: Eukaryota; Metazoa; Chordata; Amphibia; Anura; Pipidae. Bases 1264 to 4044 code for a protein of 926 amino acids. Gene Ontology annotation, biological process: regulation of transcription by RNA polymerase II. The transcript is spliced from 4 exons. The record is from RefSeq and is a predicted model, not a curated record.
GUGAGCCCAGGCAUGGGCAUAUCAGACAUGCAAUGUGCGCUAAGGGUAUGGCCAGCACAUAAGAAAACCCUGCACUGAUAGAAAUGUAGGGGUAGACAACCUUCACCGCUUUAGCUGUUGUUUGUGGAAACUACAUGUACCAGUAUCCCCUGCCCAGCCUUUCUGCGUCAGGAAUUGUGGGAGUUGUAGUAGCAAGACAGAAGGAGCGCCUAAGGUACCUCAUCCUUGGGCUAAUGCCGUCAGCAGCGUGAAGGGGUUAAGCAGCUUCCUAGAUUAGGCUGAGAGCGGGGCUGGCUGGCUGCUUCCCUGCCCCUCUGCUGUAUGUAAAGGCAGGGAGCCAUCCGCACAGGGACAAGCGGCAGAGCUGGGAACACCUGAAGCCGAGCUGUUUGGAGGGGGCGGGAGUAAUUCCUUGCUGUUCUGACACCUCUGUGCUCGCAAUGAGCAUCCUGCGGUGAGGAGAUAAGGAGACUGGAGCGACGGAUUCGCACCCAGCACCCUCGGUUGUUUUAGUGCCGCAUAUAUAUAUAUACACCCCUAUAUACGGGCAGCAGCAUAUAUAUACGGGCAGCGGUAUAUAUACACCCCUAUAUACGGGCAGCAGUGCAGCUGCUGGGGAUGGGACUGGGCGCUUGAUGGCUGUGCCGCUAUAGAUUGCCUCAUUGAUUCGCUCCACAGCGCCUGAUAGGUGACGAGAGAGGGGGGGGGAAUCCUACUGUUCUCGUCAUCGCCUUCUCAUUCCUGAGCCAUUGGGGUAUUCGCGCACUAUUUCAGCCUUUUGUAGCGGCACGUCCCCGGCUUGAGGUCGAAGGGGGAGAUCUCACCCCCUCCCAUUUGACUGGCUGUUUUAUUUUGCCCCCUCAGUGCUCGGUUCCUUUGUGCCUGACAGUCGGCUGAGCGGAGCCCUAUGCUGAAUCAGGCUAUUGUUUGGCAUCUGAGCGCUUUCACGCUACAAAUCUCUGCUCGCUCCCCCUCCCCUUCCCUGGCUGAGAAGCCCCAGAAUGUGCCUUUCCCGCACAUGAAUGUGGAAGCGAUAAGCUGGAUUGAUUGCAAAUGAAGUGGAAUGCAUUGUGGGACGUGGGUACAACUGGAUCAUUCGAGCGGCCCUGCAGCCUCGGCUUCCUCGGAGGAGGUGGUAGCGGCACCAUGUUGGCAGCCAGUGCCCAUGUUGGGCGCCUGAGGUUCCGCUGAGAGGGCGAGUAGCAGCAGAGCCGAGGCCUGUCCCAUGCAGGCGCCCCAUUAGGCGUCAGGCAGCCUCCCGACAUGAAGAAGACCCGGAGUACAACGUUACGCCGGGCCUGGCCUAGUGCUGACUUUUCCGACCGGGCCUCGGAGCGUAUGAGGUCCCGGAGCGAGAAGGACUAUCGGCUGCACAAACACUUCCCACCAACCUUCAUUUCCCAGGCAUCCCGGGGCUAUAUGACAUCAGGUGAUGUGUCGCCCAUCAGCAUGUCUCCAAUCAGCCAGUCACAGUUUAUUCCUCUUGGGGAAAUCCUAUGCGUGGCCAUCUCCGCUAUGAAUUCAGCUAGAAAGCCUGUCACCCAGGAAGCACUAAUAGAACACCUGACAACAUUUUUUCCAGGUGUGCCCACCCCAAGUCCAGAGGUCCUUCGGCAUACACUGAACAUGCUUGUGCGAGAGAGAAAGAUCUACCCUACUCCUGAUGGAUACUAUAUCGUUACACCACAGACCUAUUACAUAACCCCAUCUCUUAUAAGAACUAACAGUAAAUGGUACCACUUGGAUGAGAGGAUACCUGACAGGUCUCAGUGUACCUCUCCACAACCAGGAACUAUAACACCAUCCCCUUCAGGAUGUGUCAGGGACAGAACUCUCUCCAAAAACCACUGCGACUCUUGCCAUUGCUGCAGAGAAGAUAUGCAUAGCAUUCAUGCAUCAACCCUACAAAGGAGAUCCCCAAAAGACUGCAAAGACUCAUACUGCCCCCCAUCCAUUUGUCAGAUUCCCCCAACUGAGAAAAGCAAAAGUACUAUAAAUUAUUCAUAUAAAACAGAAACACUCACAAAAUCUAAAGAUGGGGAAAAGCCAUCUAAAAAAUUUGGCCUAAAAUUGUUUAGGCUAAGUUUUAAAAAGGAUAAGGCAAAGCAACUGGCCAAUUUUUCAGCUCAGUUUCCUCCUGAAGAAUGGCCCCUAAGAGACGAGGACACUCCGACCACUAUACCCCGUGAAGUAGAAAUGGAAAUUAUUAGGCGAAUAAACCCAGACUUGACAGUAGAAAAUGUUGUGAGGCACACUGCACUAAUGAAAAAACUUGAAGAAGAAAAAUCUCAGAGGAGCAAGGCUGGGUCAUCAGCUCACCACAGCGGGAGAAGUAGAAGGAGUAGGACUCACAGGAAAACUCAUGGAAAAUCUCGUUCUCACAGCAAGAAUAGGGCUUCCAAAGGUGACCCAUCUGAGGGCUCACAUCUAGAUAUACCUGCAGAAAGAGAGUAUGAAUUCUACCAUCCUCGGAAUCGAUCACCCAGGGAGGGCUGUUUUAUAAUGGAGCGCAAAGGAGGAGAGAAUUUUGUUGUGCUUAGCAAUCCGAGCAUGAUUGAGUCCCAUUUUCCUGUUACACCGGAAUGGGAUGUCUCUGGUGAACUGGCCAAAAGGAGAACUGAAAUGCCUUUUCCUGAGCCUUCAAGGGGUAGUUCCCAUUCCAAGGUCCAUCGUAGCCACAGCCAUACACAGGAUAGAAGAUCAAGAAAUGAACGGUCAAAUAAAGCCAAGGAAAGGUCUAGGUCCAUGGACAACUCGAAGGGGCCUUUAAGCGGUGCUUCUUUAGGUACACCAGAUGAUCUAGGGGAAGGCUGCAGCCUUGAUGAGAAAACGCCAAGCCAGUCUUAUAUUGAUGAUGGUACUUUAAGACCAUCCCACUCGUUGACUCAUCAGCGGACUCUGUCCUACAAAGACCCAUGUAUAACUGAACUUGCUAGUGGUGGUGCAGAUACUCCUAAAUCAUGCAGCCUAAUAGAACAAGGCAAACUUCCAGAUACAUUAUCUUCAUACAGUGAACUCAAUUCUUGUUCCAAAAAGACAGCAGAUGACUAUUUUCAGUGUAACACAUCUAGUGAAACUAUUCUCACUGCUCCAUCCCCUUUAGGAAAAAGUAAUAAAGAAGAUAUUGAUAUUUCAAGUCUCACAGAAGGCCUGAAAAGAUUGUCUCCUGCUGAAAAGCCACAACAACAUAUAGCCAGAGAACAAGGUGAAUACCGUGCAGAAUCACCAAAGGGCCAGAUUAGUGUUCUAUCCAUUGCUGCUUCUGGCCAAAGUCCUGAGGUGAUUUCCAAUGGUCGAUUGGUGCCACAUCAUAAUGCAGAAUCAAGUAGCCUUGACAAAAGGAAAGAAAUAUUCAGUAAAGAUACUUUAUUUAAACCUUUGCACAAUAGCCUAUCUGUGAACAGUUUUCAUAAAUCUGGUGUGAGCUUGCUAAAAUCACACCAAAAAACUUCUCCUGAAACACUGCCAGCAAGCGUUGAAAACUUUGAGCAACCUAUUACCACCUCAGUUUCCCAAAACCUUGCCGUCUCACCGAGGCCCCAGGAGCCUGGAGCAAAUCCAGAAGCCUCUUUUGAUUACUACAAUGUCUCUGAAGAUGAUGAGUCUGAGGAAGGCACACAAAAGACUGUAGAAGAGGAAAAAAAUCGAGAUGAUGUGGGCACCAUGCAGUGGCUGCUACAGCGGGAGAAAGAAAGGGAUUUGCAAAGGAAGUUCGAGAAGAACCUAACACUUCUGAACCCAAAGGAAAGUGAAAACAGUAGCAGCCAGAGGACCACACAUUCUGCUCGCUUAGAUAGCAUGGACAGUAGCAGCAUCACUGUAGAUAGUGGAUUUAACUCCCCACGUACACGUGAAAGCCUGGCAUCCAAUACUUCCAGUAUUGUUGAAAGUAACAGACGACAGAACCCAGCCCUUAGUCCUGCUCAUGGUGGUGCUGGCCCAACAUUUAACUUCCGAACAUCUGCUGCAGAAACCACAACAACUGAUGCUGAUAAACUACAGAAACCCACUAAUUGUUUGCAAGCUUCUGUUACUAGCGUUUGAUAGCCGUUCAGCCUCAAAUCUUGUUUUGUCU